This is a messenger RNA of Didymosphaeria variabile, 428 nucleotides long. RefSeq lists its product as uncharacterized. The transcript has a single exon. The annotation marks the transcript as partial. The record is from RefSeq and is a predicted model, not a curated record. NCBI's taxonomy places the organism in Eukaryota, Fungi, Ascomycota, Dothideomycetes, Pleosporales, Didymosphaeriaceae.
AUGGCUGAUCCCCUCAGCGUCGUCUCGGCCAUCAUCGGUAUCAUAGCCGCCGCGGGGAAGGUGGCCGAGAUCCUAGGACCUCUAGUCUCAAGCAUCAAAGACGGUAAGAACACUGCGCGCGAGAUACGAGACCAGGUCGAAGAAUCACGCGCCAUCUUACAAGCACUACAAAAGUUGUUCGAUGAUCUGGAACAAUCUCCACGGCGACGAAGGGAGCUUAUUCAAAUCGAUCAAUUGAGGGCGACGCUGUGUGAUGGCACCGUCAUUUUCAGCGACCUAGAGCCCCUUGUGGUGCAACUGAGCACUUCAAGCGAGAGUUUGCGCAGUCGUGUACAAUGGGUUCGCAAAAGGGAUCAGCUCGAAGCUUUUAGUAGGAGGCUGGAGCGCUUCAAGGCCUCGGUAAACACAAUGCUCAACAUCCUUCAAUG